GCCAUUAAAACCUAUAGGGCCACCGGCCACCAAGGACCAUCGCCGGAAAAAUGCUGCAACGCUCCGCGUCCACCGUUCGAGCAAUAGUUGCCGCCACAUCGCGCCGCUUCUCGGCGGAAGCUGCGGUGACGCCGCCGCCUCCGAAAGAGAAGGCUGUUGCGGCGGCUGGGAGAUCUAAAUCAGGAAGCGGUGGUGCCGUAAAGGAAAACCUGAGGAAGAGUCUAAUUAACUUGGUGUACGCAAAACGGAGCGCCGUCGUGGCAAUUAGGAAAUGGAAAGAAGAAGGCAACAAAGUUCAGAAGUACGAGCUGAAUAGGAUUGUUCGAGAACUCAGAACGCUCAAGCGCUACAAGCACGCUCUCGAGGUUUGCGAAUGGAUGAGACAACAACCCGACAUCAAGCUCGUAGCUGGAGAUUACGCUGUCCAUCUUGAUUUGGUAACUAAAGUUCGAGGUCUGGCUAGUGCUGAGAAGUUCUUUGAAGAUCUUCCUGAAAACAUGAGAGGCCGGCUAGCAUGUACAUCUCUUCUCCAUUCUUAUGUCCGGAAUAAGCUGCCUUCCAAAGCGGAGGCCUUAAUGGAAAAAAUGAAGGAAUGUGAUUUCCUGAAGAGCCCACUUCCUUUCAACCACAUGCUCUCUAUCUACAUUGCAAACAAGCAACUGGAGAAGGUCCCCGAAGUCAUUCAGGAUUUGAAUAAACACACCAAGCCAGACAUUUUCACAUACAACUUGUGGCUGACCGCUUGCUCAGGAGAGGACGAUGCAGAAACAGCAGAAAAAGUUUUUAAGGAGCUAAAGAAGUCGAAGCUGGAUCCUGACUGGGUAACUUAUAGCAUCCUGACCAAUCUCUACAUAAAAAACAAGCUUCACGAACAGGCGUUACCCAUGUUGAAGGAAAUGGAGAAGCAGGCUUCACGCAAAAACCGACUGGUUUACCCAUCUCUCAUCAGUCUGUACACAGGGAUUGGAGAUAGUGAAGCAGUCCAUCGACUAUGGAAGGAGAUGAAAUGGAACUUCCGUAAGAUGAACGAUGCAGAGUACAUCUGUAUGGUCUCUUCUCUCUCCAAACUUGGCGAGCUCGCAGAAGUGGAGAGGGUCUACAAUGAGUGGGAGUCGGUCUCCACAAGCCAUCGACCGGGCGUUCCCAACGUGCUCAUUGCUGCAUAUAUGAACAAGAACCAGCUGGAAGAGGCCAAAGCUAUGCACAAACGGAUGGAGCAAAAGGGGAUACCGCCUUGUUACACAACUUGGGAGCUGCUGACUUGGGUUCAUUUGAAAACAGGGGAGAUUGAGAAAGCACUGGAUUGCUUCAAGAAUGCCGUUGCCAGCGUGCAGAAGUGGAACCCUGAUGCUCGACUGAUUCGUGGGGUGCUGGAUGCUGUUGAGCAGAAGGGUGAUGUUGAAAGAGCAGAGCAGUUUCUGGUCAUGCUUCGUGGUGCUGGGUGCUUGAGUACUGAUGUGUACAAUUCCCUUUUGAGGACUUACGCGCGUGCUGGUAAGAUGCCGCUUGUAGUUGUGGAGCGGAUGAAGAAAGACAAGGUGGAGCUGGAUGAAGGAACGCGCGAGCUCAUUGGGAAGACUCGCGAUCUGCCUGUAAGUGAAGAGAAUUGUCACGUUGUAGCUUAGUUGACCUACCAGCAGCAGUCACUACUGUGGGAGUGGUUGAGCUUUGUUUGUUAUGGUUAGAAACUGAACUACAUAUUGCUUCAUUCCACUAGUUGGCAGGGGCCAGUGGAUCCAAUUCACUAUUAUCCAUUUUUGGAUUCCCCACAGCACAGAGGUUGGGUGUGAUGGUUGUGGAAUUAUCAGAAAUCUCAAAACCACCCAACCAAACCACAUUGGUAGAAGAAGUUAGCAUUGCAGUUGGAACUCAAUCGAUAUGAACAGUGGAGCGAGUCACAGAAUAUCUAUCUAUGUUUUGUUUUCAGGUUGUUGACUAACUUGCUACUUGGAUGAUGACUUUGUUGAUGGAAUUUUAUUUGGUGAAAUGGUAAAUAACUAAUAACAAA
This is a messenger RNA of Linum tenue, 2008 nucleotides long. The record is from the annotation of a GenBank genome assembly. NCBI's taxonomy places the organism in Eukaryota, Viridiplantae, Streptophyta, Magnoliopsida, Malpighiales, Linaceae.